This is a messenger RNA of Xenopus laevis (African clawed frog), 1667 nucleotides long. It is a transcript of the gene asb18.S, whose product is annotated as ankyrin repeat and SOCS box containing 18 S homeolog. Gene Ontology annotation, biological process: protein ubiquitination; intracellular signal transduction. Bases 58 to 1356 code for a protein of 432 amino acids. Lineage: Eukaryota; Metazoa; Chordata; Amphibia; Anura; Pipidae. The transcript is spliced from 5 exons. The record is from RefSeq and is a predicted model, not a curated record.
AUACUCAGCAGGUACCAGGGCAGCCUAGAAAUCAGUGAGGGCAGAGCUGGUGCCCAGAUGGAAAGUGUCAGGAAUCAAGAGUUGUGCAAAGUUCAGAUCCUAAAGGAUAAUGCAGAAAUGGAUGCACAGGCUCUUCUGGGGCCAGAAAAUAUAUUCCAUGCUGCUCUGGAGGUUGGAGAUCUGAACAUUAUCCGAAUACUAGGAGCCAGGCAUGCAAACUGUGCUAUGGAGGUGAAGGGAGGAGAACUGGAGUAUCAGCGACAGACCCCGGCAAGGUUUGGCCUUGCAGGUCUGUGGACCCUAGAAUAUACACAAGAGCUCACCACUCCUCUUUGCAUCACCAGUGCCCAUGGCUACAGUGAAUGUGUUCGCUACCUCCUUCAUCGCCGUGCAGACCCCAAUGCUGCUCCUGGAGGGAGGUCACCCCUACAAGAAGCUUGCGCUGGGGGACAUGCAGACUGUGUCCAAUUACUGUUAGACUAUGGAGCUGACCCCAAUCAGCUGAGUGAUGAUGGACUGAGCCCACUACACUACUGUGAUACCGUUGGUUCAUUACGGUGUGCCGAGUUGCUGUUAAGCCACGGUGCAAAUGUGAACCAGGGCACAGAAGAAACACUUGACUCUGCACUUCACUUGGCUUCUCAGCUUGGCCUCCUUGCCCAUGUUCAGCUUUACUUGCGCCAGGGAGCCUCCAUUAAUUCAAAGAACAUUGAUGGCGUUACCCCUCUCAAUGCUGCAUGUGGGGGAAAAGAAGGGAAUGAAAGUGCCCAUCUGGAGCUGUGCCGUAUCCUCCUACAGGCUGGGGCUGACCCUGAGAUCCCAGACCAGCAAGAUGUAAGACCGUUGCACCAUGCAUGCAGGAGGGUUGAUUACCAACUGGUAGAACUUCUCCUUGCUGCUAGUGUGGAUGUGAAUGCAGCAGACUACAAUGGAGUUCUGCCUCUUAGCUGUGUCCUGCAAAAUGCUGAAUUUAAUCAAGAAAAGAACCCCCAGGUCACUGUACAAGCUCUACUCAACCAUGGAGCACGCUGUGUUUGCCCAGAGGCCUUUGGCAAGGUGCUGCGCUUUUGUUCCGGGCUCCCAGAUAUUAUUGCUGUACUGUACAAUACAUACGCCAACCUGCACAUCUGCAGCCGAUGGAAACUGGAGAUUCCAGAAGAGGUUUUCCAGGCUCAUGAAUCAUUUUAUACCACAUUCUUCAGUCUCUCUGGCUCUGUCCGUUCCCUGCAGCACUUGUGCCGCUACAGUCUCCGCAGACAUUUUGGCGACCAAUGUCACUGUCUCAUCCCCUUGUUACCCAUCCCAAGAGCCUUACAAGAUUACCUGCUCCUGGUGACUGAUGGGAGUAUAGUCUGAGGGCCCCCACCUCCCCAAUUCUGCUUCAAGCCUUUUCUGUUUAUGAGACACCUGAAUUGCUUUGUUCACCCCAGAGAGCUAAGGUUUAUAUGGAGAGAAUUCAACAAGCUCCAGACGAAGGGUCAUUGUACAGUUUUCUGUGUUUUUUUCUAGUACAGAUCAUUUAGAAGUGUAACUACAAAGGACGCAGACACUGUGGUUGCAGGGGGGCCAGGGCUGUAGAGGGCCCAAUAAAACUCUAAUUAAUGAGCAAUUUUAAUAUAUAUUGGUAAAAUAGGUCAUGUUAUGGGACCUAAAUGUAAUUUGCUGUG